Molecule: messenger RNA, 1430 nt
Organism: Jaminaea rosea
Lineage: Eukaryota; Fungi; Basidiomycota; Exobasidiomycetes; Microstromatales
Exons: 2
Coding region: 22-1293 (423 amino acids)
Source: RefSeq, a predicted model, not a curated record
CACCAAUCCAACUCUCGAACAAUGCCCUCAAUAUCAGCUGAGCCGCCACUGCUCCCAUCAGCUUCCACCCUUCUCAGAGAAGUGCGCUCCAGCUGCACGCAAUGUAGCCUGGCCCUCGACGAAGCAGCUAUUGAUGCUCUCCUCCAAUCCAUAGCCUCUUCCUCCUACUCUCGCCAACCGCCCUCACUACGCGACUACUCCCUCUCCCUCCCCCUCCGCUGGGACUCUCUCGGCGCAGAACUCAACUUCAUCUCCCUCAUUGCCCUCCUCUCCAUCCUGUCCCCCCUCCAAAAGCACAUCGAUGCCCUCCCUUCUGACACGCCGGGCUCACCACCACCCAGCCCAGCCAUGCUAACCCGUCAACUCCUGCUAGGCCUUUACCUCUCUGCCCCACCCUCCAAUCACCUCUCUGCCCCCUCCCCACUCUCCGCUGGCCAUCUUGCCGGGAUCCAGGAGAACGAGGUAGCAGAGGUGCUCAACCUCAAGAUUCACGUGGAGAGGAAGGUGGAGCAUAUACCCGUUGCCACGUUGGCUGAGCGUGGGGGUCCGGGGAGUGAAGUGGUCAAGAGGUUGACGGAGUGCUUGAAUCGGGUAGGCAAGAGGUUGGUGGAGAGUCGCUACGUUGAUUUGGGGGCUUUUGUUGCUGAGACACUGCGGCAGUGCAAGGGGAUGGGGAGCGAGGAGGAGGCAAUGGGGACGUUUGUGCGCCGGCUCGCCUCGUUCCUUCCCCUCGACUUCGGCGCCGAUUCGUACACUGUCUCGCACCCGCAACGAGGAGGAGAAGACGUCCCGCUGCAUCUCUACAAGAACGCCUGGUACCUCCUCUGCGCACUCGUACUGCGCUUCUCGGGCGCGGACGAGGAGGAGAGGAGCAAGCUGCCUUGGCUACCGACGACUUCGAGUCUGGAUGAGGACUUGCCAUUGCUCGCGGACGGUUUUGUCGUCGAGAGCCUGGUGGCUCGAGGCGUUCUUCGACUUGAUGAAGAAGAGGGGUCUGCCUCUUCGCCGGGACUGGCCAAGCUGCGCAACGUGCUUUCGUCGAAGGGACAGGCUUCUGAGCAUGCGCAGAGGGUGGUCUUGACGGCAGACGAGUACAAUGUGCUUCGCGCCUCCGUCGUCUCAUUGGGCGAGGCUCUCAGGAAGCGACGAGGAGAGAUCAAGGAGCAGGGGGUCGCGGUUACGCCUGCGCGACUGGACGCAUGGCUUCGUCGAAGUGGAACGCCCGAGGCGCACCGCAAGGUACGCUUGAUCAUCAAGGACGAGGGCCAGAUCAGCGCCGCUGGCAUGUGGUAGCCGUGAGGGCACCGAGAGAGAAAAGAGCAUAUCGUGUACAAUUUGCAUGAUCGACGCACUGGUCUUGACGAGUUGGUUGCAAUAGAAUGGCUGCCUGCCUGUCGCGUUCUCAGCUUCAAUCAAUCUCCAUGCCUCCG